This is a messenger RNA of Drosophila takahashii, 1180 nucleotides long. RefSeq names its product Olig family (gene Oli). The record is from RefSeq and is a predicted model, not a curated record. NCBI's taxonomy places the organism in Eukaryota, Metazoa, Arthropoda, Insecta, Diptera, Drosophilidae. Gene Ontology annotation, cellular component: nucleus. Gene Ontology annotation, biological process: axon development; sensory organ development; positive regulation of transcription by RNA polymerase II. Gene Ontology annotation, molecular function: DNA-binding transcription factor activity, RNA polymerase II-specific; E-box binding; protein dimerization activity.
GAGAGAGAGAAAGCUAGCAGAGAAAAAUCGGAAAAUCGUUAUGCGACUACUAUAACCCACCACAAAAUCGCGGUCGGCUCUGUUGUUGCCGGGCACCUCACACUCGCGCAUCGAAUCCGAUUGCGAAUCAGGAUCUGAAGCUUCUGACAUAGCAGCCGCAUUUUAAUUUUUUGCCUGGUUUGUGAUCUGGAAAAACUACCAAAAAGUAAAUAGAAAUGGAUCCGUCGAAUCUGGCCUUCGGUUUUCCCGGUCUCCCCAACCAUGGGCACAUGCCGAUACCACCCACCGCAAAUAUGCUGGGUGGCCAGCAUCCAGCACCGACAGCCAGUCCACCUCAAAGCGUCCCCGGCCGUCGAACACCACUGGGAUCGGUGGGUCUGGGCGGUUUCUAUGCCCAGGGAAUGGGCAUGUCCCAGCAGCCACCGACGGAUGAGAACAAACCAGGACCCAGUGCUCCGGAAAAACCACUGAGUCCUACGGCCGCUGCCAUCGCAGCCAUUGCUAUUGUAGGAGGCACCACCACGGUAGCGGUGUCCAGUGGAGCCAGUGGAAGUGGUUCCAACAAUGGCAAGCAGAAAAAUCGGCAAGGAAAGACUGUGAGGCUGAAUAUUAAUGCCCGGGAGCGGCGGAGGAUGCACGAUUUGAAUGAUGCCCUGGAUGAGUUGAGAAGUGUGAUUCCAUAUGCCCAUUCUCCUUCCGUUCGGAAGUUAUCGAAAAUAGCCACCUUACUGCUGGCCAAGAACUAUAUUCUUAUGCAGCAAAAUGCCCUCGAAGAGUUGAGAAGACUACUUGCCUAUAUACAAAGCACCACCGGAGCAGCACCUCUAGAUCUGGGUGCCUUCCCAGCGGCUGCCAAGCUGCAGGCCCUUCUCCAAGGACCUCACAACGAACCGCCCUCCAGCAGCAGUUAAAUUAGAGUCUGAACGAUGGUUCACCUGUUAAGCAAUCCAUAAACAAGCAAUAUUUUUAAGUCAAUUGAAAAAGAAGAAUGCCAAAUAUUUGUGUACUAGUCAGACGAAAGAAGGUUGAUAGAGAGCCUCUUAUCAGAGCAGCCAAGUGAAAAUCGGUUAAGUGAUAUUUAUUUUUGUCAUAAGCAUUUCUUAUUUGUGCAUUUACAUAAUGUCAACCACUAUGUGUAAGAUGAAUAUUACCAAAUAAAGUAUUAUUGAAGUAGAAAGUA